Molecule: messenger RNA, 5760 nt
Organism: Adineta ricciae
Lineage: Eukaryota; Metazoa; Rotifera; Eurotatoria; Adinetida; Adinetidae
Source: the annotation of a GenBank genome assembly
AUGCCAACAAACGAUCUUUUCAAAACAUCAUGCACACAACAUAAUUGUAAAUCUGGUUGUCCAAACACUAUAUACAAGCCAAUACUUUUAUCGUUAGAAUCGACAUCCAAUAAAGAACAAGAAUAUACGCCGAAAACGAGACCUACUUUCAAUGAAGCAGAAUCAAUGAAACAAUCUCGACUCCGUAGCCUCUCACAUUGGAAAUACUUCAAACCAAGUAAUAAAGCAAUGGCAGCAGCCGGAUGGUUUUCAUGCAACGUUAGUGAUCGUGUUAUAUGUAUCUAUUGUAAUACAAUUUGUCAAGGAUGGAGAACAUCCGACGACCCUUUGGAAGUUCAUGCUCGAUUAGCACCAAAAUGUCCAUUUGUUCUCUCUCAAUCUGCUUUAUUAACAUCACCGAAAAUCGUCAAUGAAUCAGUCGUUGAGAGAUUUGAACCACAUCAUCCAACCAUGGCAGGAAUUGUUCGUCGAGAAGAAUCAUUUUCGAAAAGAGCAUGGCCAGAAGAUGCACCUAAUGUAGACAUACUAGUACGAGCUGGUUUCUUCUAUUCCGGUACGGAAAAUAUUGUCACUUGUUUUUAUUGCAAUGGUUCACUUCACAAAUGGGGACCACACGAUAAACCGAUAAUUGAGCAUGCACGAUGGUUUCCCAAAUGUACGUAUGCGAAACAUAUCUGCGGUGAAAAAUUGUACGAUCAAAUUCAAGAAUCAAAAAAACGAACCUCAUCCACAGAACAGAUCUUGAGUGCCAGUGAACUCGCCCAAUUAGUCGCAGCUAGACUUGAUUUACCAAUUGUCAAACAUCUUCAAUCGCAAUAUACAAUUAACAUCAUCAAACGUUGUAUUGAAGAUCAAUUCAAAAUAAAACAAGAUGAUUUUGCUUCAGAUAUCGACUUAUCGACGGCUUGUUUAAUACUCAAAAAGCAAAUUGAUCAUAUCAAAGGCUGUAAAGACAACAUUCUGACCCCAUGCGAUGCAUCAAAAUCAGAAGAUUCAUCCCAAUCAUCAAAACAAUCGUUGGGAGAAUGUUUCAUAUGUCUCACUGAAGAAAAACAACUGGCCUGUAUGCCAUGUGGACACCUGUGUGCAUGUGUAGUAUGCGGAUAUGCUCUUCGCACAUGUCCGAUGUGUCGACAGACAAUUCAAGGUUUUGAUAUAGCAGUGAUUGGAGAUGAAAUGCAAAUGAAUACACUGUCGAAUUCCGAAGAUCGACAUGGACUAGAAAGAACUCCGUUGGGUUUACGAAAGACGAUGUCGCGAUUACCUAAUCUGACUUUACCAGAAAAUGAACUGAUCGAAGUUGUGCAUCAUAAUUUCAAAAAUAAACAUAUCGGAAUCAAACUUCGGAGACGAUUUCAUCAGUCAGGACUACUUUCUUACUUUGGAUAUUUCAUGUUUAUUCUAUUUGCAAUCAUGGCAAGUACCGUUAGUAUCGUCCUAAUAUGUUUAGUUUCGGCGAGAAAGAAAGAUGUGCCAUGUACACUGAAGUUUAAAUCUAUGGCUAUAGAUUUUGAUAAACAACAUUCUCGUCCCCAAUCGAUUGCGAUAGCCGAUUUUAAUAACGACACAUUCUUAGAUGUUGCUGUAGCCAAUUCGAAUACACAUAAUGUCGGCAUUAGUUUAGGCACUGGUACUGGAAUUUUACGAAGACAAAAGACUUACUCAACUGGUUCGAAUUCUCAACCAUAUUCUAUUGCCAUCGGCGAUUUUAAUAACGACAAUCGAUUAGAUAUUGCUGCAGCAAAUUUCGGCACCCAUCAAGUCGGUAUUCUCAUAGGCGAUGGUAGUGGAAAUUUUCAUAUGGAGUCGAUCUUGUCUACCGGUAUCUCGCAACCAUUAUCCAUCAGCGUUGGUGACUUGAAUAACGAUAACAAUUUAGAUCUAGUUGUUGUCAAUCACGCUACGAAUUGUCUUGAUCUAUUUCUAGGAAAAGGCAAUGGAAACUUUUCUUUUCUGACAACCUAUUUUACUGGUUAUGAUUCGAUUCCAUACUCAACCAUUCUCGUCGAUUUCAAUCGCGAUACUUAUCUGGAUAUGAUUGUACUUAAUAAUGGAGCAAACAGCAUCGGGGUGUUCCUCAAUCAACAAAAUCAAUCGUUUACUGCACAAAAAAUGUAUUCAACUGGUUUCCAGUCGAGUCCUUGUUCAUUCGCUGUUGGAGAUCUCGACGGAGACAAUGCAUUAGAUAUUAUUGUAUCAAAUUCAGGUACUGGAAAUCUUCUCUUGUUGUUUGGCAACGGCCAGGGCACUUUCGAACAUCGAAAGAAUGUUUCAACUAACAUUUACGAUCAAUCACAGAUAAUCGUCGCUGAUUUCAAUAAAGAUACGAAGUUAGACAUAGCUAUCACGGAUUAUUCGAAUAGUCGAAUAAUAAUCCUACUUGGAGAUCAGAGUUUUGCAUAUACAAAUCGUCUAAUCUAUUGGAAUGGCUUUGGAACAAAUCCUUCAUCGAUUGCUACUCGUGAUAUCAAUAAUGACAAUCGCUUAGAUAUUCUUGUAACGAAUUACGCUACGAAUAGUAUAGGUGUCUAUCUUGGAUACGAUCCGGGCGUUUUCAAAAAUACGAAUAGUUAUUUCACAGGAGAUUUUUCAAAUCCAAAAUCGAUUGCUACCGGUGAUUUGAACAAUGAUAAUCAAACAGAUAUCAUUGUUGGAAAUAACCAAGCAGAUAAUAUUGGUAUUUUCUUCGGUUCAGGCAAUGGAACAUUCUCGAAUCAAACAACCUAUUCCACAGGUUCAAAUUCCACACCUUCGUGUUUGCAAAUCACUGAUUUCAACAAUGAUCAACGGUUAGAUAUCAUCGUUACUCUCUCGAAAAGCGAUACGAUUGGCAUUUUCUUUGGAGAUGGUAGCGGAGAACUUUCGUCGUUACAAACUAUAUCUGUUGAAAGUGGAUCUACACCAACCUAUGUUGAUAUCGGUGACUUUAAUAAUGAUAGUUGUAUUGAUUUCGUCGUUGGAAAGUAUAAUCUCCAAAAUAUUGGAGUAUUUCUCGGCUACUGCAAUGGAAGUUUCAGCAAUCAAACUGAAUAUGUAACCACAAGCAUAACAAAUCCUGAUGUGAUCGGCAUUGCUGACAUGAAUAACGAUCGAUACGUCGAUAUUGUUGUGGUGGAUUCAUUCGCCAGUAAUUUUAGCAUAUUCUUCAACGAGGGAAAUGGGAUAUUUCGAAAUGGAACGAUUUAUACGUCGAAGUAUGGUUUAAGUGCAACAUCAAUUGCUAUCGCUGACAUUGAUCGUGAUCAACAACUUGAUCUAAUCAUAGCGUAUAGCUUAAGUAAUAAUAUUGUGAUUUUUUAUGGGAAAUUUAGUACGAAUUUCGAUCGUGAAGUUAUGUAUCAGAAUGAUUUGUAUUCAGCGCCCUACUCAGUGUCAAUAGGCGAUCUGAAUAAUGACGAUAUAGUGGAUAUUGUAGUUGCAAAUGGCCGAAAUAAUAAUCUGGGUAUUUUUCUCGGAUUUCCAAAUGGAACCUUCGAUGAUCAAAUAAACUACUCGACUGGAAAUAAUUCCGGUCCAUCGGCAUUGACUAUCAGCAAUGUCAAUCGCGAUAAUCGUCUCGAUCUUCUGGUUACCUAUUCUCUAAGUGACUACGUCGCUAUUUUUCUUGGAUACGACUAUGGCGCAUUACAAAAUCCGAGUGUUUAUACGACCGGUUCGGCAUCCCAACCACUUUCACUUGCUGUUGGCGACUUCAAUCAUGAUAAUCGAUAUGAUUUAGCUAUUAUGGAUUACGGCACGGAAGAACUAGAGAUUCGAUUUGGACAUGACAAUGGAAGUUUUUCGACUGAAAUGACCUAUUCAACGGGCUCGGGAUCUCUGCCAACUGACCUUGCUCUAGGUGAUUUCAAUCGUGAUAGCUAUCUAGACAUCGUAACGACUGAUUUCGGUGCAAAUUCAAUCAGUAUUUUCUACGGGUCUGAAAAUGGAACCUUCACUCUCAAAGCAACGUAUUCAACGGGAACGAAUUCUCGGCCGAUAUCAGUUGUCACCGCGAAUAUAAACAACGAUGAAUGGAUCGACUUAGUUGUAUCCAAUUCAGGCGCAAAUAAUAUCAGUAUCUUUCUUGGUUAUCAGUACACAUCAUUGUUAGCCCAAGUUACUUAUGCCAUUGAUCUUCGUUCUCAUCCGAUUUAUGUCAUCGUCGGUGACUUUAAUAAUGACAAUCAUCUGGAUGUUGUUAGUAGUACAGAUGGACAAGCGACCGGAAGUAUCUUUCUCGGUUAUGGUAAUGGCACGUUCGCUUCACCGUCGACCUUUUCGACGAUUUCGUUUCGUGAAUCGCAGCUAAUUGCGAGCGGGUAUUUUAAUCAUGAUCAAUGUUUAGAUCUUGUCACCGUGAACAUCUAUCAAAGCCUGUUUUCAAUCUUUCUCGGCUCAUGCAACGGAAGUUUUGAAAAUACUGCUAUCUAUUUCAAUAGUAAUAGUUCCUAUCCGUCGGCAAUCGUCACCGGUGAUUUUAAUCACGAUAAUCUAUCAGAUAUCGUCUUGGCAAUCAGUACUUCGAAUAGUAUUAAUAUAUAUUUUAGUAAAGGAAAUGGUACGUUCACAAACGCAACGACUUAUUCAACUGGAAUUGCGACCAGUCCAAGUGCAUUGGCUAAAUUCGAUUUCAAUAACGAUACCUAUUUAGAUAUCGCAGUAACGAACUAUAAUGCAAGUAGUAUAACAAUAUUUUUCUCGAGUCAAAACGGAAGCUUUCUCCGACAGAAGAUUUAUUCUACUGGAUUCAAUACCACACCGAGCUUGAUCACACUGGGUGAUUUCAAUAGCGAUCGAUGGAUCGAUAUUUUAAUUAUCAAUCUGAUGAAUAAUCAAGUUGGAGUUUUACUCGCUACUCAAAAUGGAUCAUUCGCUAACCAAAUCAAGUAUUCUAUUCAGUUAAUCGAUAAGCCAUCGUCGAUUGCAGUGAACGAUUUUAACAAUGAUUUCUUCUUAGAUAUCGUAACAACCGGAUCGGGAGACGAUACAUUACGUAUUUAUUACGGAAAUAACGAUGGCACAUUUGGUCUACAAACGAUGUACACAACAGGAGCACAAUCAAGUCCCUUGUCCUUAGCGAUCGGAGAUUUCAACGGUGACGAUGAGAACGAUAUCGUUGUUGCCAAUUAUGCUACUUCAAAUAUUGGAAUAUUUCUUGCUUACUGCUGCGAACCAUUUCUAAUUCAAACAACAGUCUCUACUGGAAAUCAAUCAGUCCCACAGUCGAUAGCUGUUGGAGAUUUGAAUCACGAUGAUCGAAUGGAUCUUGUUGUAGGUAAUUCAAAUGCGGAAAAUAUCGGCAUCUUUUUCGGCUAUGGUAAUGGAUUAUUUACGAAUCAGAUGAUACUCGCAACUGGAAAUAACAGUUCUCCAGUUUCAGUUGCUCUUAUAGAUCUCAACGGCGAUUCUUGGUUAGAUAUUCUUGUCGCGAACUAUGUAAAUGAAGCAAUUCUCAUUUUUCUCGGUGAGAACAAUGGAACUUUCGCUAAUCCCAGCACAUUUCAUCUCGACGUCGGCUCCCGUCCCUCAUCGAUCACGCAUGUUGAUCUUAAUGAAAACAAUCAAUUAAGUGUCGUUAUCACUGAUCAUGGUAGAAAUCAGGUCUAUCUUCUCCAAGAUUAUCAAAACGGUGUCUUCACAAAUGUGAGAAGUUUUGCAACUGGAUACCAAUCGCUACCCUAUGCAGUUGCAUAUGCAGAUUUGAACAACGAUGGCAUGGAAGAUCUGAUGAUAGCUUUAGCUGGAGAAAGUAACAUUGGCUUUAUUUCCAAAAUGUGUUAG